GCUAGGUUUACUCUCCCCUCCUCUUCCACGGCCGCGCCUGCGACACCCAUCCGCCGCCACGCCAUGGCCAAGUACAACGUGGUGCAGAAGAACAAGCGCCAGUGCAAUCAGGACCGCAAGCGCGCCGCGCAUGGGGAGCCCGGGACCGGCAAGCUCAAGCAGCGGACCGCGCCCGUCUCCAUGUCCGGCAAGCGGAAGAAGAAGCUCGAGCGCCGCCUCAACCGGAAGCAGAAAGAGGCUGCGAUGAUUAAGGCGCUGGAGAACAACAUGGGGGAUGUCGACAUGGUCUCAGUUGAAGAGUCUUCAGAAGCUGCAAAGGGCAAGUCCCAAGUGAAGUUCAGUGUGAAGAAAAACUCAAGAAUACAGAUAAAGAGAUUAAAGGGCAAAGGCAGGAAGAAAGCCAAAAAUGCAAAACCACCUGCCAAGGAGAAAGUUGAUGCCAUGGUAGAAUGACAGUUGAUGCCAUGGUAGCAUGACGGACAAGACUACAUACAUCCAUCCCUUUGUAUGUUUUCUCAGAGUUUGCAGCAUGGACCGACCUCACCGAACACUGGCGCGUGUCUCUUGCAUCUUCUGCCUGAAUGUUAAAUAGAAGCUACUUAGGCCUGGUGUUAAUGUACUUCAAACAUGAAUCUACCUUUAAUAGUGGACUAUGCGAAUUUGUUCAUGUUCUUAUUGCGUU
Zea mays is the source of this 682-nucleotide messenger RNA. RefSeq lists its product as uncharacterized. Lineage: Eukaryota; Viridiplantae; Streptophyta; Magnoliopsida; Poales; Poaceae. The record is from RefSeq and is marked validated. Bases 64 to 453 code for a protein of 129 amino acids. The transcript is spliced from 4 exons.